Molecule: messenger RNA, 1202 nt
Organism: Cervus elaphus (red deer)
Lineage: Eukaryota; Metazoa; Chordata; Mammalia; Artiodactyla; Cervidae
Product: glutathione S-transferase Mu 1-like
Exons: 8
Coding region: 115-771 (218 amino acids)
Biological process (GO): glutathione metabolic process
Molecular function (GO): glutathione transferase activity
Source: RefSeq, a predicted model, not a curated record
AGAGAGGCGAUGGGGCGUGGCCUCACUCAGGCCACACCCAGACUUGACCCAGGCACCGGAUAAACUUCCAGAUCAACGGUGGGGAGCUGGAAACCCGAUCCACAGACGCCGACUAUGGCAAUGACCCUGGGUUACUGGGACAUCCGCGGGCUGGCCCAUGCCAUCCGCCUGCUCCUGGAGUACACAGAAUCAAACUAUGAGGAAAAGAAGUACACGAUGGGGGACGCUCCCGACUAUGACAGAAGCCAGUGGCUGAAUGAAAAAUUCAAGCUGGGCCUGGACUUCCCCAAUUUGCCCUACUUAAUUGAUGGAGCUCACAAGCUCACCCAGAGCAAGGCCAUCCUUCGCUACAUUGCUCGCAAGCACAACAUGUGUGGGGAGACAGAGGAGGAGAAGAUUCGCAUGGAUGUAUUGGAGAACCAGGCUAUGGACACUGCUAAUGAGUUGGCUAUACUCUGCUACAACCCUGAAUUUGAGAAACUAAAGUCUCAAUACUUGAAGGAGAUCCCUGGAAAGAUGAAGCUCUACUCAGAGUUUCUGGGGAGGAGGCCUUGGUUUGCAGGGGACAAGCUCACCUAUGUGGAUUUCCUGGUUUAUGACGUUCUUGACAUUCACCGCAUAUUUGAGCCCAAGUGCCUGGAUGAAUUCCCAAACCUGAAAGACUUCGUUUCUCAUUUUGAGGGCCUGAAGAGGAUCUCUGCCUACAUGAAGUCCAGCCGCUUCCUCCCACAACCUGUGUAUUCGAAGGUGGCCGUGUGGGGCAGCAAGUAGUGCUCUGGACGGCAGGAGAUGGAGCGAGGAGCCAGUGCUGUGUGUGGAGAGCAGCGGGAGCUUCCUGCACCCCAGGACCAGAUGUCUUGUUUUCUCCUUCUUUCUUUCUGUUUGUCCCCACUCAGGCCUUAUUUGACCCCAACUCUUUCCCAACCCCAUUCAUCCAGGAUCUCUAAGCUCUACAGCACCCCACUCUUCUUCAGUGAAGUCACCCCCUGACAUUAUCCUUUCCGCUCUAAAGCCAGCCAGAUCAUCCUUCCUUUCCAUGUGUUUUUCUCCCUUCUGUGAGUAGCCUGACCAGACCCCUGGCUUGGAGAGCCCAGGCCUGAGCCCCCAGCACUGCCCUGAAGAGCCUCGUGUUCAGGCCUUGCUCUCCCGGCGUGGGCCCUGCCCAGCCCUGCUGAUCACCAAUAAAGCCUUAACCACGCCUG